CGUCCUUUGCACUUCGAUAACAGUGUCACAAUAGUCAUGUGAGGAAAUGUAAGAUACAAGUAGCACCCUUUAAUAUCACGGUUUACAACUUAUAGUGAACUCAGGAGACUUCAAAAAACAGUGACACUGUGGACACUGAACCGACAAGAUGCAGCACUUACUCAUCCUAUCCCUGGUUGUGCUUGGGGUGUGCGGAUCUCUCCCAAACCAACUCCUAGACAGUGAGUGGGAACAGUAUAAAAGACAUUAUGGAAAGAACUAUUUUGCAGAGGAGAGCAGAUACAGGCGUCUUGUCUGGGAAAGAAAUCUUGCCUACAUUGCCAAGCACAACCGUGAAUUCGAUAUGGGAAUCCAUUCGUAUACAUUGGGGCAAAACGAAUAUGCUGAUAUGACAAGUGAAGAGUUCGUUGCCCGUAUGAACGGUUAUAGGAUGAGAAACGUGACGAGAGGAAACCUUCACAUACCAAAACGUGGUGUACAGGUCCCAGACAGCAUAGACUGGAGAACACAGGGAUAUGUCACUGAGGUCAAAAACCAGGGCUCUUGCGGUUCGUGCUGGGCCUUUUCUACCACUGGUUCCUUGGAAGGACAGCACUUCAAGAAAACUGGGAAGCUGGUUUCACUGUCUGAGCAGAAUCUUGUGGACUGUUCCAGAGCCGAAGGUAACCAGGGCUGCCAAGGUGGCUUGAUGGACAACGCCUUCAACUACAUCAAGAAGAACAACGGGAUCGAUACUGAAGAAUCGUACCCCUACAAGGGAACUAACGGUCAGUGUCACUUCCAGGCGUCAAGCGUUGGCGCCACAUUGACCAGUUACACGGACAUUAAGAAGGGCAGCGAGGAUGACUUGCUGAAUGCUGUGGGCACUGUAGGACCAGUCUCUGUAGCCAUUGAUGCCAGCCAUUUGUCUUUCCAGUUGUACAGAUCUGGCGUGUACGAUCCUUUUUUCUGUAGUUCUACGCGCUUGGAUCACGGCGUUCUUGCUGUAGGAUACGGCAGUGAUAAUGGCAGGAAGUACUGGCUGGUGAAAAACAGUUGGGGAAAAACAUGGGGCCAGAAGGGAUACAUCUGGAUGGCGCGAGAUGCUCGCAACAAGUGUGGUAUUGCCACUUCUGCCAGCUAUCCAGUUGUCUAGUUUUGUGACCAUUUAAAUGACCAGCGUUCAUUUUUCUUAAGAAAACGCCUUUUCUCUAUGCCACCUGUUAUCAGUCUGAGGGACAAAUCAAAGAUCAAGUAAUGCCAAAGCAAUUUUGAACCAGGUGUGCUAUUAGGACAAUUCAUUUAUUCCAUGUACAUGUAAUUUUUUUUACUUUAAUCAGUUUGAGAGGAACUUCAGUCGUUCAAACACUCUUGUAUGUGAUUAGCUUCUUCUUCACAUUGACAGGUACUCUUCAGUUCUUCACUCCUGGAAAUCAGUCUCAAGAUAUGAAUGUCCGCAUAUCUGAGGCCAAAAUUUGUUUUUACUUCGUCUUCCACGCCAUACAAUUUUAAUGUUUGCACGGAGAUAUCACCGUCUGUUUUGUUACAGUAUGUGUUCAACUUAUAGGUGAAGCUUUUCUUUCACCUAGCACUGUAUUAGUAUACUAGUAAGCAUGCUUAAAGGCACAAAAAAAAUUAACCUAGGCAUAUGGUUUCCAACGAUGAAAACCUUUAAACAGAGAAUAAAUCCAUAUUUCAAUUAUUUGUACUUUUUCAAAA
Molecule: messenger RNA, 1698 nt
Organism: Lingula anatina
Lineage: Eukaryota; Metazoa; Brachiopoda; Lingulata; Lingulida; Lingulidae
Product: cathepsin L
Biological process (GO): proteolysis
Molecular function (GO): cysteine-type peptidase activity
Source: RefSeq, a predicted model, not a curated record